Meyerozyma guilliermondii ATCC 6260 is the source of this 462-nucleotide messenger RNA. RefSeq lists its product as uncharacterized. NCBI's taxonomy places the organism in Eukaryota, Fungi, Ascomycota, Pichiomycetes, Serinales, Debaryomycetaceae. Bases 1 to 462 code for a protein of 153 amino acids. The record is from RefSeq and is a predicted model, not a curated record. The transcript has a single exon.
AUGGCCAAGUCGAAGAGACCAAGCCAGCGGCACUUAUUGGUACGGAAUGCCAGUAGGACUGACGCAGGCGUCGGAUAUUCCAUCAAAGCUCGGAGUUCCGGGCCACGAUCCGUCUUCCGGCCCAAGCGGUGCCCCACCUUUUCAGCAACCUCCACGCGUACCUCCACAAGCAUCUCCCCAUGUUGGUGGUGCACCCCCACAACAUGGAUUUCCGGGGUAUGUUCUUUACAGUGCUCCGUUUUCCUCGGGUCCAAUUGGACCACCAGCUUGGCAACCGCCAUUACCGCCUCCUACGCAUCUUCAACCAUCAAGUCACAAUUUGCCGCUAGCAAAAGAUUCUCGAAGCUCAUCGACAUCCUCUUCAAAACUGCCAUUACGCACUUUUCCAUCUCCCCCACUUUUCCCCGCCCAAAAUCAAUCUUUAAACUUACACCCCAUCACCUUACCACCGGUUCUUGCUAA